AAAGGAGCACGGCUGGAGUGGAACUCGGGACCGUCCGGACUGAUUUCCCCACCACCUUCCGGCUCUUUUUUUUUUUUUUUUUUUUCUCCCCUCCCCCAAUCCCACGCAAAACCGCCUCCAUGUCGCCCACUCGCACGUAAACGUGUCACGAUGCAGCGGCCGUAGCGCAAAGCCUCCCGGGAAGUGUAGUCUACAGGCUAUCACAGUCAUGUUCGCCGAGGAAUAACACGGUGUCGCCCGCCUCCCCCCCCCCUCCCCACCCCCGAAGGCGCACCGACAUCUCGCUUUUUCCAUGGACAACACGUCCAUCAUAACACAGGUUGCAAAUCCCAAAGAGGAGGAAAGCAUCUGCGCGAGCCAAGACAAAGUCUCCCAGUCCAACAGCAGCCUCAAGAAGCACCGCAGUCGGAGCAUUUUCAGCCCCUUCUUCUGCUGCUUUCGCAACUACAAUGACUACCACGUGGAACCGCCGCCCGCCAACAAUAAGACGCACGCCCUGCCGCCGCCGCCGCCUCCCGAGGAGAACGGCGCUCCUCCCAAGUGUGACCAGGUGCAGGUUGCCCCCAUCCCCAGUCCUCCAGCCAAGUUCCUCCUGCCCGAGGUCAGUAUCGCCGACUACGGCAGGAACUGCGUGGUGAUCGACCUGGACGAGACGCUCGUCCACAGCUCCUUCAAGCCCAUUAGCAACGCAGACUUCAUCGUUCCGGUGGAGAUUGAUGGAACUGUUCAUCAGGUGUACGUGCUGAAGAGGCCGCACGUGGACCAGUUCCUGCAGAGGAUGGGCGAGCUGUUCGAGUGUGUCCUGUUCACCGCUAGCUUAGCCAAGUACGCAGACCCCGUGGCGGACCUCCUGGACCAAUGGGGGGUGUUCCGCGCUCGUCUCUUCAGGGAAUCCUGUGUGUUCCACAGAGGAAACUACGUCAAAGACCUCAGCCGGCUGGGCCGAGAGCUCGGCAAGGUCAUCAUCGUCGACAACUCGCCUGCCUCCUACAUCUUCCACCCCGAGAACGCCGGUGUCCGGGCUCUCCCUUAGACAUAGGAUGAGAAUCUCGGUCAUCUGGUAGGGGCUCAGUGUUGAGGCGCUGCUCCUCCACAUUGAGAGGAGCCAGAUGAAGUGGCUGGGGCAUCUGAUCCGGAUGCCUCCCGGGUGCCUACCUGGUGAGGUGUUCCGGGCACGUCCCACCGGAAAGAGACCCCGGGGAUGACCCCGGACACUGGAUAGACAAUGUCUCUCGGCUGGCCUGGGAAUGCUUCGGGGUCCCUCCGGAAGAGCUGGAAGAAGUGGCUGGGGAAAGGGAAGUCUGAGUAUCCCUCCUGAAGCUACUUCCCCCGUGACCCAACCUGGAGAAGUGGUAGAAGAUGGAUGGAUGGAUUCAGGAUAGAGAUGUGGUUUGAAAGGCAGGGUUAGAUAGCGAUUCUAGCCUAAGAGUCCACUUUCUCUCCCAUAGGGAUAGGGUGAGAAGCUCAGUUAUCCGGGAGGGGCUCAGUGUCGAGCCGCUGCUCCUCCGCAUUGAGAGGAGCCGGAUGAGGUGGCUGGGGCAUCUGAUCCGGAUGCCUCCCGGACGCCUACCUGGUGAGGUGUUACUGGCACGUCCCACUGGAAAGAGACCCCGGGGACGACCCAGGACACGCUGGAGAGACUACGGCUGGUUCGGGAACGCCUCGGGAUCCCUCUGGAAUAGCCGGAAGAAGUGGCUGGGGAAAGGGAAGUCUGGGUAUCCCUGCUGAAGCUACUUCCCCCGUGACCCGACACAGAAAAGCAGUAGAAAAUGGAUGGAUGGAUGGAUCUGUCGUGACUGAUGCAAAUAGCAGAAAGCGGCCGUUGAAUCGUUUCGGUUCCGUGAGUUAACUGAAGUGUUUUUGUUUCUUUUCUUCUUGGUGGCGGGGUUGCGGGAUCGGGUGGGGCUC
Messenger RNA from Syngnathoides biaculeatus (alligator pipefish), 1908 nucleotides. It is a transcript of the gene ctdspla, whose product is annotated as CTD (carboxy-terminal domain, RNA polymerase II, polypeptide A) small phosphatase-like a. The coding region runs from base 293 to 1033 and encodes 246 amino acids. Lineage: Eukaryota; Metazoa; Chordata; Actinopteri; Syngnathiformes; Syngnathidae. The record is from RefSeq and is a predicted model, not a curated record. The transcript is spliced from 8 exons. Gene Ontology annotation, molecular function: RNA polymerase II CTD heptapeptide repeat phosphatase activity.